This is a messenger RNA of Eucalyptus grandis, 1415 nucleotides long. RefSeq names its product bidirectional sugar transporter SWEET17. The record is from RefSeq and is a predicted model, not a curated record. Gene Ontology annotation, biological process: carbohydrate transport. Gene Ontology annotation, cellular component: membrane. Lineage: Eukaryota; Viridiplantae; Streptophyta; Magnoliopsida; Myrtales; Myrtaceae. Bases 302 to 1090 code for a protein of 262 amino acids. The transcript has 5 exons. Gene Ontology annotation, molecular function: sugar transmembrane transporter activity.
AUCUGUGCAUGGCCUGUUCCCGCUCUAAAAUUUUGGAACUGAGCGUUACAGGGCCAGAUAUUAAUCCAUUCGAAAACCGAUCACUCCUGUCGAGUAUACUUCCUGUCCACUCGGAAGUGAUUUGACGGGCAUUUCUGGCUUGAUAGAUAUUCCUGCUUUACAAACACUCUCUUUCUCUUUCUCUCUCUCUCUUUCUCAAUAACACAGCAGACCAAAAACCUUCAAGAACGUUGGUCUAUCUAGCUCCAAUCCAAUCCAAUCUUUCUUUUCCGGCCGCAAGAAUUCAGUCCAGUUUAUCAGCAUGACCGUGAGCUUCUUCUUUGGAGUGCUCGGCAACGUCACCACCGGCCUAAUCUAUCUCGCUCCUGUGAAAACUUUUUGGCACAUCCUGAAGCGGAGAUCGACUGAGGAGUUCGAGAGCAUCCCGUACGUGUUCAAGCUGCUCAACGCCUACUUCUGGACUUACUACGGGAUUGUGAAGCCUGACAGCGUCGUCGUCGCAACCGUCAAUGGCUUCGGCGUUGUCGUCGAGAUCAUCUUUGUCGCCAUUUUCCUCCUCUACGCUCCCCCCAGAAUGAGAUAUGUCAAAAAUGCAGAAGAGAACUGCAAUACUCGCGGUCACCUGCGAUGUGAUGUUCCCAGCAGCCGCAAUCUUAGUGACUCAAUUGACCUUGGACCGUCAGAUGCAGAUCACUGUUGCUGGCCUCUUGAGUGCUGUCUUCAGCAUGGUCGCCUAUGGUUCACCUCUCUCUGCCAUGAAAACAGUGGUGACUACAAAAAGCGUGGAGUACAUGCCUUUCCUCCUCUCCUUCGCCCUGUUCAUCAAUGGCGGCGUUUGGACUGUUUACGCCAUCCUCACCCAGGACUACUUCAUCGGAAUACCAAAUGGGACUGGGUUCGGACUCGGAACAGCUCAGAUGAUUCUGUACGCAAUGUACUACAAGCCCAGGACCAAGUCGUCGUCGGCGGAGGACAAGGUGGGGCAACCAGACGAGCCUCUCAUAGAUCCAACCUCCGUUCCUCAAGUAGUAGUAGCUCAGGAGAAAGAUUGACAGAUGCCUCAAUCAUUUUUAUUUUUUUUUGGGCCUAGUUAGGUCAAUCAUAUCUGUUUAAAUUUUUCCCAAUAGAUGUAGCUGGUAUGAUUGUGAAUUUUUUUGGGACGUGAGUGUAAUAAUGUACUGCAGCUAAGGUAAGGCACGUCUUGCAUCAGGGCCGACAUUAGGUACACGCCCUCCAAUAAAUCUCCGCCGUUCACUGCAACUUAUGCAGAGAGAGAGAGAAAGGACCCACCUCGAGUCAAGCUAUGUCAGUGUUUCUGUCUGAGUAGGUAAUCUUUUUCUUGAUUGAAAAACAAGAGUGGCACAGUAACUCUAGUUUAACGUACUUAAUAUAGAAAGAGUUCUUCCAACUUCCAA